Molecule: messenger RNA, 2792 nt
Organism: Misgurnus anguillicaudatus (oriental weatherfish)
Lineage: Eukaryota; Metazoa; Chordata; Actinopteri; Cypriniformes; Cobitidae
Source: RefSeq, a predicted model, not a curated record
AUUUUGCGCGUAUAACUGUGAUAUUGACUUUGGCCAUUGUUCAUGCAAGAGCUCUUGUCAGUACCUUGGCAACUGUUGCCCUGACUACGAGUGGUACUGCCCAGUGUCCAAAACAACCAUGGCAACAGGCUCGACAGAACUGUCCACAACAACCAGUACAACCAUGACAACCAUAACAACAGGCUCGACAGAAUUGUCCACAACAACUAGUACAACCAUGAAAACAGGCUCGACAGAACAUGGCUCCUCCUGCAGGGAUAGCUGUGGCUCAUUUGUUGGCACUUGUGCAUGUUACAGUGCUUGUCAAGAUCUGGGUAACUGUUGCCCUGACUUUACAACCUACUGCUCAUUGACAACUUAUAAACCGGAUCCAACAGAUUGGGUUGAGAUUCACACAUGUGAGUAUUACUGUGGCUUUGACUUUGGUGUCUGCUCUUGCGAAAGCUCCUGUCAGUACUAUGGCACCUGUUGCUUUGACUUUGAGUGGUCUUGCCCAAUGUCCACAUCAACCAGUACAACCAUGACAACAGCCUCGACAGAACAAAUUUAUGUGGAUUACUUUUGCGAGUAUAGCUGUGGCAUUGACUUUGGCCCUUGUUCAUGCAAGAGCUCUUGUCAGUACCUUGGCAACUGUUGCCCUGACUACGAGUGGUACUGCCCAGUGUCCACAACAACCAUGGCAACAAGCUCGACAGAACACUACUGUGGUAAAACAACUGACCUGACAGAUUUUGAGACAACUACAGCUGCAGAUACAACAAUAUCCUCAGAUGGCUCCUCCUGCAGGGAUAGCUGUGGCUCAUUUGUUGGCACUUGUGCAUGUUACAGUGCUUGUCAAGCUCUGGGUAACUGUUGCCCUGACUUUAAAACCUACUGCUCAUUGACAACUUAUAAACCGGAUCCAACAGUUUGGGCUGAUUUUUACUCAUGUGGGUAUAACUGUGGCAUUGACUUUGGUAUCUGCUCUUGCGAAAGCUCCUGUCAGUACCAUGGCAACUGUUGCUUUGACUUUGAGUGGUUUUGCCCAGUGUCCACAACAACCAGUACAACCAUGCCAACAGCCUCGACAGAACAUAUUUAUGUGGAUUACUUUUGCGCGUUUAACUGUGAUAUUGACUUUGGUCCUUGUUCAUGCAAGAGCUCUUGUCAGUACCUUGGCAACUGUUGCCCUGACUACGAGUGGUCUUGCCCAGUGUCCACAACAACCAUGACAACAGGCUCCACAGAACUGUCCACAACAACCAGUACAACCAUGACAACCAUAACAACAGGCUCGACAGAAUUGUCCACAACAACUAGUACAACCAUGAAAACAGGCUCGACAGAACAUAUUUAUGUGGAUUACUUUUGCGAGUUUAGCUGUGAUAUUGACUUUGGCCCUUGUUCAUGCAAGAGCUCUUGUCAGUACCUUGGCAACUGUUGCCCAGACUACGAGUCGUAUUGCCCAUCGCCUACAACAUCAUGGCCACCCAUAACAGAUAAUCACACAGCAUGUGGAGGACACCUGUAUGGUUCUGGGCUGUUUUCCAGUCCCAACUAUCCACACUAUUAUGACGACAAUGCAUACUGUGUGUGGUAUCUUUCUGCCCAGGCAGGACAGAGGAUCUUCUUGUCAUUUGCCGAUGUACAAUUGGAGCGCUGCUGUGACUGUGACUACAUCUCUGUACAUGAUGGUUCUUCCACUGGUCAUCAAGAAUUGGGAAAGAUCUGCUUCAAUGACACCACACACCAGACGUUUCACUCAUCUUCUCGAUACUUGACCGUUGUCUUCAGGAGUAACCACUCUGGUGUCGGCCAUGGCUUUAAGGCCCAGUUCACAAGCUCUCUGACUGCAGAUCAAGGUCAUGUGGACUGUUCUUCAGACAACAUGGUCAUUGUCAUUAGAACAUCGUACCUGAAUUCACUUGGCUUCAAUGGAAAUGACCUUUAUGUGGAUGACCAUCGAUGCAGACCCACCAUUAACAGUACUGAGGUUGUGUUCCGCUUCUCUCUCAACACGUGUGGCACUGGCAAAGAGAUGAUGAAUGGUUAUGUGACUUACACCAACAACUUGCGGGCAUCUCAGUCUCAAACAGGCGAGAUCACCCUUCAGCCACAGUUUCUGUUACACGUGGACUGCAGAACGGAGCCAGACACUGUGGUGCAGAUACUCUACAAGGCCAAAGAAGACAUCAAUGUUAACCUCACAGGAGCGGGUCGCUUUAAUGCCAGCAUUGCCUUUUACACCUCUAGCAGUUUCAACCAACAAAUUUUUUACUUGCCAUACGAGGUGAACCUUAACCAAUACAUGUAUGUUCAGGUUUGGCUAAACAGACCUGAUACGAGCCUUGAUCUCUUCCUGGAGACCUGUGUCGCAUCUCCAGAUCCAAAUGACUUCAAAACUCGCUCCUAUGACCUGCUGCGUAAUGGAUGUCCCAGAGACAGCUCAUAUUAUUCCUACAUCAACGGUCAGCAGUAUUACGCACAGUUCCGUUUCCAGGCUUUUAAGUUCCUUCAGACUCAUGCCAAUGUGUACCUGCAGUGUAAGGUGAUCAUUUGCCCAGAUAAUGAUUACAACUCUCGGUGUCGUCAGGGGUGCCGUUUACGUCGCAAGAGGUCCCUUGAAUCCAACCACCACACCAAUACUGUGAUACUGGGGCCAAUCACACUCAAAGGAGAAAAGCCUGGUGUGAAGAAGUCUGAGAAGAGAAAGAAAUAAAGAGAUCAUCUUCAUUGCCUGAAAACAGUGAUAAUUAUCAAAAAUCUCUGUUAACCACUUCUCAAUCCAAAUCAAUAAAGCAUUCCUAAACAGC